AUGUAUUUUUUCUUCUGUAAAGUUAUAAUAUAUUACCUUGUAAUAUCAAUAUUUCACAUAUAUAAUAAUGAUAUUAUCCAAAAAAAGUAUAACAAAUGUGAUAUACCCCAUUUUAAAAAAUUUAGAUCCUUGUCAACCUAUGAUAACACUGAACAAACAAAAAAGGGAUAUCUAUCCUUUUUUAAAAAGAAGACAAUAAAGGAAGAAAUAAAAAACAAAGAAUUUACAGAAGAUAUUUUUGUUAUUGAUUGUUUAGAUUUAGAUAAUUUUUUAAAAAAUACAUCAUAUGAAGAACGAAAAAUAGAAAUUAGAGAGGAUAUAUUUAAAGGAUAUAAAGAAAUGUAUUUAGAUAUGUAUGAAAGAAAAAUAGAACUAAAAAAGAAAAAAAGUAUAUUUAAAAAAAUUUUAGACUUAUUACAUCGUAUACCUUCAAAAUAUAUAGACAAAAUGUUAAAUUAUCUUAUGCAAAAUUUUGUAUCCGUACCAAUAUAUGUAAUAGUAUUAUUAAUAAUAGGAUAUACAACAGCUUGUGUUGCUACUUCUGCAUCUAUGGCAUAUAGUACCAUAGCUUUCAGUUAUGCAUUUGUACUUGUUUUUGCAUUAUUAUUAUAUUUAAAAAAAUCUGAAAUAUAUUAA
Molecule: messenger RNA, 636 nt
Organism: Plasmodium adleri (nom. inval.)
Lineage: Eukaryota; Apicomplexa; Aconoidasida; Haemosporida; Plasmodiidae
Product: Plasmodium exported protein (hyp7), unknown function
Exons: 2
Coding region: 1-636 (211 amino acids)
Source: RefSeq, a predicted model, not a curated record